AUGGCCUCGUGCAAAAAUCCAGCUGCACAUAAAUAUCUACGAAGCAGCGCCUCCAUUGUGUACGAGAAGCGUCGCCAAAUGCAGAACUACACAUAUAUCAUUCACCCGUUCAGCGUGUUUAGACACUACUGGAAUUGCCUGAUGAUUUUUGCGAUGACCGUCGUGUUGAUACUAGUCCCGUAUCAAUCCGCGUUUGAAUUGGUCAGGCGAUCCUUGGCUUGGAGCAUCAUGAAAAAUUUCUUGCUGCUGCUGUGUUGCUUGGACAUGGUGGUCAACUUCAGGACAGGGUACCUGGACAAGGAAGCGCACGCUGUGAUAUUGGAGCCAAGAAAAAUAAUUCGCCGUUACGUAAAAUCCAGCACGUUCUUCCCCGAUUUACUGGGCUCCUUUCCGACCGAUCUGUUCUUUCUGACCACGUGGGUCGAGUACAAGGUAACACGCAAGAUGAUAUCCAUGCUGUGCAUCUGUCGAGUGUUCUCUCUGAGACUGUACAUAAGCAAAAUAGCGUUUGCCUAUGACACCCCGUUGGCCGUCUACGAAUUUUGCAUGAUAAUGUUCUUGCUACUGCUGUCGCUGCACUGGCAGGCCUGCUUCUUCUGGCUGGUGCCCAUAAUGACAACCUCGAUGUCAGUGGUCAAGGGUCCGAGCAACGAUUCCUGGAUACACGCCUCGAAACUCUGGGAGUCCCAUAGGAGCUACCAGUACAUGUCCUCCAUGUUGCGCGCGAUCGCCACGUUCCUGAGGUCCGGUAUUCUACGCACGAAUCCCAUGUGCGCGGGUGACCUGUCCGUGAUCAUCGUGUUCCAACUGUUCGGCAUCCUGACCCCGUGGAUCCUGGUGGCCCACGUGAUGCAGUUCUUCAAGGGUACAAACAGCUCGCAGCUUAGGUACCAGGCCACCGUGGCUCAACUGAAACAGUACAUGAGGCACAUGCAGCUGCCUCAUCCGACCCAGAUGAGGAUCACGGAGUACUAUGAAUUUCGCUUUCAGCGACGAUUCUUUCGGGAGCCAGACAUCAUUCACACGUUGUCGCCGCAGAUGCGGCACGAGAUCAGCAUGCACUCGUGCCGCAAGCUCGUCGAGAACGUUACCUUCUUCAAUAAUCUGCCGCUGACGUUGCUCGGACGGAUCGUAGGGCUGCUGAGGUCGGAAGUGUUCCUCACCAACGACGUGAUCGUUCGCGCGAACCAGCUGGGCGACUGCAUGUACUUCAUCGCCACCGGCACCGUGGCCAUUUACACGACUUCGGGUAAGGAAGUCUGCCACCUGGAGGACGGCGCCCACUUUGGCGAGGUCGCGUUGGUCAUGCCCGAUGAAAUGCGGGUGGCCAGCGUGGUCGCUGUCGAGGUCUGCGAGCUGUACCGUUUGAAUAGAGCGGACUUUGCUAGGACCAUACACCCCUAUCCCAUGUUGUGGGAGAGAAUCAAGCAGAUCGCCAUCGAGAGGCACGAGAAAACGAUGAUUCUCAAUGCACAAUAA
Messenger RNA from Colletes gigas, 1479 nucleotides. RefSeq names its product potassium/sodium hyperpolarization-activated cyclic nucleotide-gated channel 1-like. The transcript has 3 exons. The coding region runs from base 1 to 1479 and encodes 492 amino acids. NCBI's taxonomy places the organism in Eukaryota, Metazoa, Arthropoda, Insecta, Hymenoptera, Colletidae. The record is from RefSeq and is a predicted model, not a curated record.